This is a messenger RNA of Lodderomyces theae, 543 nucleotides long. RefSeq lists its product as uncharacterized. The annotation marks the transcript as partial. The record is from RefSeq and is a predicted model, not a curated record. The transcript has 2 exons. NCBI's taxonomy places the organism in Eukaryota, Fungi, Ascomycota, Pichiomycetes, Serinales, Debaryomycetaceae.
CCAACUGGAGGUCAAUCAAGUGGAGGAGCUUCUAACCCAACUGGUGCUGUAACCGGAACACAAAGUGGGGGUGAAAGUACAGAGACGUCUUCUAGUCUGGGAGCGGGAGUAAACACAGAGUUGCCUACAGGUGGCUCCAAUUCCAAUUCGGGUUCGAAUUCUGGAUCAGGAUCAGGAUCAGGUAAUGGAUCAGGAUCUGGUAACGGUUCAGGAUCAGGUAGUGGAUCAGGAAGCGAAGGCGCUGGUAAUGGAUCAGGAUCUGGUAACGGUUCAGGAUCAGGAUCUGGUAACGGUUCAGGAUCUGGUAAUGGAUCAGGAUCUGGUAACGGUUCAGGAUCAGGUAGUGGAUCAGGAAGUGGUAAUGGAUCAGGAUCUGGUAGUGGAUCAGGAUCAGGAUCCACGGUCAGUGCUGUAUCUUCUUCGGGCUCACAAUCAGGUGGAUCUGCACCAACUAGCGUAUCAACAUACGAAGGAUCAGCUUCUUAUACCAACAUUUCAUGGCUUGCAAGCUUGUUUAUGGGUCUUGCUGCUUUCAUGUUUUAG